UUUUUGCUACACAAUCUAUAACUACCUAUUUGAUAACUUUCUUUUCAUCUCCUAAUCUUACAUUCAUCCUUUUAAUAGGUGAAUAAGGAUUCGUUCCUACAAAAUACUGUUCAAUGUCAAAUACUUAAAUGACUCCUUGAUUUAUUUUGUUUGUCUUUUUUUUCUUUUUUUUGGUCUUUUAUAUACCUACUACCAAUUCACUCGUUCCAUACAAAUCGAUCCUCAUUUGUCUCAAGGCAUCGAAUGAAGAUAAACAUUUGAUCAUAAAACAUUCAACCUUUCAACCUUUCAACUAUUGUUUUGACCUCACCUCACCACAAGUCUCCACAACAAUCAUGGAGAUGCCAUUUACAGAACAAGAACAGGUAUGUUUGCGCAAGGAAUUAAAUAUGAUAGCUACGUACAAGUUUAGAUCAAUGCGCAAUCUUCACCAGCCAUCUCAUUGCCGAGAGCGCCUCAGACUAACUUUUGGUUGCUUUUUUAUAAUAGCGCUUCCUCCUUGCAGAGGUGAUCAAGACAAGCUCUAUACCACCAGAGAAGUUGUUGGUAAUUUUGAAUGAAAGUAACGUCAACCCAAAUUGGUUGUUGAUGCAGGUUCCCCAAGGUAAGCGCAUUUACCCCAGCUUGAUCUCCAACUCGCAGACCUCCACAACCCCGCGCGGAACAUACAAACGCAACCUUCAAGCACCAAAAAACAUUGAUCGAAUGUAUUAUUGAUGGAAGAUCCUAGGACGAAACUUGGCAUCCUGUAUCAACACUUUUGAAAGUCUCGCUGGUCGAAAUUCAAAUAAUUUGACACCGCAAUUACCUCCCCCUCAGUUCUUUUCGGGUGGCUCUCCUGGCCUACAGAACAAACGCAAGUCUGUUUCCGAUCUUGAAUUGACGGGUGUCGAUUCUUCUCGAAAGCGCAGAACCCCAGGUUUAGAUGUCGUUUCUGCUCAGCGCAACAUUCAACCCAAGCCAGUAGCGAAUGGCUCGCCAAUCUCUUUUGCCUCGCCAUUCGUAGGUCAAGGACCCAAAAAGCGUGGUAGACCUUCCAAGAAAGAUCUUAAGCUUCGACAGGCUGAAGAAAUCGCGCGUGGGGAGAUUUUAGGUUCACUCGAAACACCUAAAAGUUCCAUCAACUCCCCCAUUGUCAGUGGUGGAGAUAUCAGCUUAGAAAACAUUUUGUCUGCUGCACCUGUCACUUUGGCUCAAGAGUCUGAGCCAAGUUCAAUUAUUUCCUUUGGCGAUCAAACAGACUCGGGCAGAAAGAAGCGUGGCCGACCAACUUCCAGGUCAUCAAAUGUACGGUAAUGGUGAUAUUCAUAAGCUAUUAAAUGCUAACUUCCGCAUAGGUCCCAAGAACAGGUGAAGGCAGCUUCCCCAUCCUUGCUGCUCAAUUUUCCCGACAAGUACAGCCCCUCCAGCGAUUCGGUACUCAGCAGACUUUCGAUCGAGCAAUGAGAGCUCAGUUUCAGCCUGGGUCUCGUGAAGGUCAAAUUCACAGAGGUAAUCAAGCCCAAGGGAUGCAAUUUGAUGUUCAGGGCAACACUGAAAAGCGUCAAAUGUAUAUUCGCGGUGAUGCGCGCGAUAAAGAACAGCAGGAGAUGCAAUAUAAAGGCGCAGCUAUGGAGCGCAAGUCAAUGGACCAAAAGGACGAUAAAAGAUCUGAGCUGUAACUUGGUCACCGGCACGCAUCUUUGCUCAUUUUGAAGAAUCUUCGAAGCUUUCCAAAUGUCUACGUUUUACUUCACUUUACAACAUGAAAUUCCACGCCAACCAUAAUCGCAAGAUGUUUUAAUUCAAACCUGCCGUUUUCGACUGUUUUCAUUCGACAGAUCACGACAUAAUUUUCCGAUUUCACAAUUUAAAGGAACGGCCACUUAUAGAGUAUAUGCCCUUUGACGAGGUCAUAAAUUCUUCCACAUCUCACAUUGUUCGAUGCCUUACGAAAAAAUUCAAUGCCACUCAUACCAUUAUCCCACUGUACAAUUUCCCUUUCUUCUUUCAUGCUACGUUACGAUACCAUGUUUAUAACGAUAUUCGGAGCGGCAGCCUUGAUUA
Sclerotinia trifoliorum is the source of this 2046-nucleotide messenger RNA. The record is from the annotation of a GenBank genome assembly. Lineage: Eukaryota; Fungi; Ascomycota; Leotiomycetes; Helotiales; Sclerotiniaceae.